Vigna umbellata (rice bean) is the source of this 2706-nucleotide messenger RNA. Its product is annotated as GPI-anchored adhesin-like protein. The record is from RefSeq and is a predicted model, not a curated record. NCBI's taxonomy places the organism in Eukaryota, Viridiplantae, Streptophyta, Magnoliopsida, Fabales, Fabaceae.
GUGCGCCACACACUCAUCGUUGGUGUGUUCCCAGUUAAGGUGGAAGCGAGUUGCUGUUUGAGAUCCUUUGUUGGUUCAUCUGCAUCACUCAGAUCCAUCACACUGUUUCGCAGAUCAGUCCGAUGUGAUGUAAAUCCUGCAGGCCUCACUAUGAAUAAAGCAUUUUCAUCGAAGAAAUCUUCCUCAUUGCCCCCACCACCUACACCAAGCACAGCUGCAUCAUCCUGUGCAAAAAAGAAGCGAAGUCCUAGAAGCCCUUUGCAGGAUCUCAACCGCAUUUCCAGCAGUAGCAACAGUAGUUAUGCUUCGAGCAGUGUCUCCACUGAAGCCCCAAAGGGAUGCCUCAGGUUUUUGUCAUCCUCUUCUUUUAGAACCCCUGUUCACAGACCCAAGAAUCUCACUAAAACUCCCAGAUCAGCCCCUCAUGCAGCUGCUUUGAAACUGUCUAAGUCUAAAUCCUCCAAGGAAAACAUUCCAAAGGGUGAUGCUGGGUUGAAAACUAAGACACUUGCAUUGGAUAAGGCGUGGAAUCAUAGGAAGAGGCCCCCUUGCCUCAACCAAUGGCAGUCUGGGAGGAAAUCAGGCUCUAGGACUGGCCAAAACCAAAUGUCCAAGCCUUGUUCUACUUUCAAAGACCGUGGCAAGUUUUUACCUAGGUUGCCAUCUGCACCGGACCAGGAGGAAAAAGAGAAUAUCUUGGUAGGCAGAAAUGAUAAUGCCGGUGAGCAUGACCAUGUCAUAUUGUGCCAUGGUGAUUUAAACUUGACUCCUUCGAGCAAAAACGCAACUGGGUCGUGUUUGGAAGAUGUUACAGUUUUUGGGGAUUUGGAGGAGAAUCCAAAUGCGAGCAUCAGUAGAACACCUCCAAUUCACAAUUCUGUUUCCCCAGAGAUACAAUGCGGGUCCUCUCUGGUUCCAAAAACAGUAACACCUACUUGUUAUGGCGCUGGCUAUGUUGUUUCUGGUGUUGUUGACAAGAGGAAAUGUAGGCCCAAAGGGAUUCUCACUGCUGAGAAGAAGUCUAUAGGCAGUGGUAAAGUAGCUGAUAGUAGUUUUGAUGAUGAUGAGAAAAAAGUAAUGGACACUAUUGACCAUACUAGUCCUUCCGUGUUACCGUUGCCAACUGAAGCUGUAGUGCAUUGGCUUUCUUCUCCAAGUAACAAGGGAAAGAACAUUCUGAAUCAGAAGUUUGAAAAUGGAUUAAAUCAAAGUCAGGGACUAGCAUCAUCCAUAACUCUUGCUUCCACUACUUCCCCAUCAUCCGGUUCCAAGACUUUUCGGGAUGUAAGUGAUAUCAGUGAUUUGUCUGGUGGUGCCAAUGGUAUCAUGAGAAAAAUCAGUUCUUCAAUUUCUCCAAAUGGGCUUGCUGAAUUUCAAGCACCCUCUGAUUACAUGCUAUCGCCUUCUUAUUCAUCCUUGUUGUUUUCUCCCAAUUCCACACCUAUUUGUAGGGCAGGUAUCUCAGGAAAAGGAAAAAGCGAUCGAUACAAUCUCAUUGAUGAGAAUUCACCCUUUUCCCUGAAUUCAUUUGGCAGUGGAAAUGUUAUUCAAACUCCACAAUCUGAUUCUAGUUCAGAAUUACAUGUUAGAUUAUCAUUGGUGCAUGCAGACAAUCAAAAGGAAAAUAAUUCUAACCCUGGCCUUAACUCAUCCAGGAACGUACUUCUAUCAGAAAGCUUCCUUCUCAAUAGUUCGAUGCCCCCGGUGGAUUCUGUUAAUUCAAGUUUUCAAUUUGAUUGUUUAAAUAUGUCUUAUGAAUCUAUUGAUCUCAGUAAACUUCCAAAAUUUUUGGAUGAUCAGGACCCUUGGUUAUCGAGUUCUACAACAGUGAAUGCUUCACAGUCCCAAAUGAGAAUAUCGUGGAGGGAAGGGUCACUGAGCCAACCUUACGAGCUAGAUGAGUGUGACUGCUGUAGAUGCUUGUCAGAUGAAGAAGAAAAUGUCAAUGACUCUGAUAUCAAUAAGUUUUCAGGUCCUCAAGUCAUUAUGGAAACGAAGGAUGGAAAAAAAUUGAGCAGUGAUAUUGCAAUUCUUGAAACUGAGGAUAAUGAACAGGAAAUUGACGGCCUUGGCAAAGAAAAGUUUCGAUCUUUGAUGUCAUGUUCAGCUGCCGAGUCCCUAAGCAUUGAUGGUGGCGGUCUAAUUGCUUCAGGGGAUAGUCUGGACGUUAUGCCGCGAGAAGAAGUUAUUUGAAGUGUGAGUCGACCCUUCGUAGUUUGAUUCAUUUGUGAAAAAAAAAACUUGUUGUAAUGUAACGUAACACCCCCUCGAUCUAGAUGGCUAUUUGAUCAAGUUCUAAACUUCCUCUAAGGCUACGUGGAAAUUCGCCUCGCUGAUGAUGUGCACUUUUCUUGUAUAUAUAACGGGGUGAAGGAAGAAUUUCGACUUGGUUGGAAGCAAAAUUUUCUCUACUUCCAAUUUAGGAAUAAUUAGUGGUUAAUCAGAUCGAUAGUGGCUACUUAGUAACCAUUCUUUGAAUAUAUCAUCUAUUGGUUGAGAAAUUGAUGCUUCAUAAACUAUACAUUUUUUACGGACACAUUUAUUUUUGUAAUGUACCCUUCUCUUUUUCCUUUCUUUGUUUCGUUCUUGUUUUUGGUGAAAUUUGUCUUUCGCUUUCCUGUUGGUUAACCAACAUGGAGACCAUUUAUAAAUAUUUGUACUGUAUCAGUUUUUAUGGCUUUGGAAAAGGUGUCUCUAAUUUGUCAA